This is a messenger RNA of Haliotis rufescens (red abalone), 1461 nucleotides long. RefSeq names its product ras-related protein Rab-37-like. Gene Ontology annotation, molecular function: GTPase activity; GTP binding. Gene Ontology annotation, cellular component: Golgi apparatus; endosome. The record is from RefSeq and is a predicted model, not a curated record. NCBI's taxonomy places the organism in Eukaryota, Metazoa, Mollusca, Gastropoda, Lepetellida, Haliotidae. The transcript has 8 exons. The coding region runs from base 358 to 1050 and encodes 230 amino acids.
UCGAGCUAUGGUUCCUGCAAACCAAAGUCAAACGAGAAUCUCGCGAGGACGUUUCUGAGACGAGGUUUGAAUUGGAUGCUAGUUGGUGUAUUUUAACACUGCUCUCACUUCAAGAAGACACCUAGUCAGCAGGUUUUUGUAACAGUAAUUCACGAGAGGAUUGUAGGGUUAUGAGCAAGUCCACCGCUUCCGUCGAGUAGAUUCUCAGCUGGACUAAACGCUCCUUGUUUUCCGGGAUUAUUGGAACUGGCAUUCCGGAGAAAGCUUUGGAUUAUUUUCAAUCAAUAAGUGCGAUAAUAAUGUUUCUUUGCUAAACACAAAGGAUAGGAGCUCUUGUGUGUGUGAAAAAAUUCGAUUAUGGCUGCUUCCGACAUUGGGUCCCUAAGGAUUGCUCAAAAUGGGAGACCUACCUCUUUACCCGGGGAUGAACUUCAAAGUAUUCACCCGGAACCGUACGACGAAGAGGCUAUUCACAAGACAAUCUUGGUUGGAGACAGUGGAGUGGGCAAGACGUCCCUGUUAGUACAGUUUGACCAGUGCAAGUUCCAGGCUGGUGCUUUCUCAGCGACAGUUGGAAUAGGCUUUACGAACAAAGUCGUUGAUGUAGAAGGAACAAAGGUCAAAUUACAGAUCUGGGAUACAGCUGGUCAAGAACGUUUUCGAAGCAUCACUCGUGCUUAUUACCGUGAUGCUAAUGCUCUCCUAUUGUUAUAUGAUGUCACAAAUAAAGCCAGCUUUGACAACAUCAGAGCCUGGCUAGCUGAAAUUAAUGAAUAUGCACAAGAAGACGUUGUAAUCAUGUUGCUUGGCAACAAAGCUGACAUUGCUGGAGAGAGAGUUAUUCGGAGAGAGGAUGGAGAGAGGUUAGCAAGGGAAUAUGGAGUUGCCUUCAUGGAGACCAGUGCCAAAACUGGCAUGAAUGUAGAAUUAGCGUUUAUGGCAGUAGCUAGAGAUCUGAAAAUGAAGAAGACUCGUCGUCCCAAUGAACCGAAAUUUAAUGUAGCAGAUUAUGUAGAACAAGAGAAAAAGAAUGCAAGCUGCUGCAGCUAGCAACAGUGGAGUUGGACUGAUGCUUGUGCUAUCAUCCGAGACCUAAUGCUUCCUCGUGUCGGAAGUCACAGCAAGCCGAGAGGAGUUAUCUCCCUUUAGUUAAGAGACCCAGUCAGCAGUAAAACUCCCCAGACAAUUUUCAUUCUACAACAUUAGAACAUAUGUCAUACAUUGCAACAACACCAUGCAAUCAAAUAUAAUUCUGGACAAAAGUAAGUAUGGUCUUUACAAUGAGAACCUCCUUCGGCUUGCUUUAGAACAUAUUGCAUAACAAAAUUGAGAGAUCUGUAGGGUCAUUGACCUGUGCGCUGUAAUCAACAUAAUUACUUCCCCUAAUACUGCCACUCAUACAGGUGAGACCUUCCCCCUCUUCACUCUGUCUCCACUUGUCUUCACUUGUUGAGUUCAAUG